Molecule: messenger RNA, 966 nt
Organism: Lycium barbarum (goji berry)
Lineage: Eukaryota; Viridiplantae; Streptophyta; Magnoliopsida; Solanales; Solanaceae
Product: vesicle-associated protein 2-1-like
Exons: 8
Coding region: 153-824 (223 amino acids)
Biological process (GO): endoplasmic reticulum membrane organization
Cellular component (GO): plasma membrane; endoplasmic reticulum membrane
Source: RefSeq, a predicted model, not a curated record
UAACUACCCUUUUGACUCGGGACCUCUCUUUCUCUCUCCCCUUUGCCACGUGUCACCUCUAUAAAUUAUCUUCACAACUGAAAAUUUUCAUUUUUCGCUCUCUCUCUAAACUCGAAUUAUCAAAACAAUAUUUUUGAGGUCGCGGUUUCACCAUGAGUGGUGGUACGAAUCAGUUGAUAUCUGUUAAUCCUCCGGAACUCAGGUUCCAAUUUGAGUUGGAUAAACAAAGCUACUGUGAUCUUAAAGUCACAAACAGCACGGAUCAAUGUGUUGCUUUUAAGAUGAAAACUACUUCUCCAAAGAAGUACUUUGUCCGACCAAACACUGGUAUUAUACAGCCCUGGGAUUCAGGUUUCCUUCGAGUCACCCUUCAAGCGCAAAAGGAGUACCCGCCAGAUAUGCAAUGCAAGGACAAAUUCCUCCUACAGAGCACAAUUGUGAAUAAUGAUAUUGAUAAACUUCCUCCAGAUACUUUUAAUAAGGAUGGGGGAAGAACUGUAGAAGAGUGCAAACUUAGGGUUGUUUACAUAUCUCCAAAUUCAUCUCCUGGACAUUCUGAAGAUGUGUUUAAACAAAGCUCUGAUUUCACCUCUAAUCAAGCAUUGCAGCGUAUCAAAGAUGAAAGAGAUGCAGCUGUCCGACAAACACAACAGCUACUACAGGAACUGGAAAUUAUGAAGAGACGAAGAAAUCGGAAUGAUCCAGGCUUCUCUCUAAGGUUUGCAAUUGUUGUGGGAGUCAUCGGCCUAAUGGUUGGCUUUCUGCUGAAACUGCUGUCUUCACCAUCAGAGAAUAGCUCUGAGUUUCUUCAUUCUCCAAAUUAAUUGUAUAAUUUUCUAGUGCUAAUGAAGCCGGAAGAGAAGAGCUUUCUUAGCUCUAUUAACUUUGUGUAAAUUGAUCAACUUAUAAUUGUUUGAUAAUCCUUUCUCAUCAUUUGUUUUGUAUAUAUACAAUCUCUUUGCUGGA